UCAAGAAGUAGUCAGCAGAUCUGAUUAACCAACAGGCUGAUGAUACCAACAUUCCACCACACACCCACCACCACCAAGGUCUUUUCCUUUUUACUGUCACAUAAUUUUCAUUUCCUCCUCAAGUUUUUGACCACUUUCAAAGAAGAGAAAAGAGAAACCAAGCAACAAGUUAGGAAGAAAAUGGUGGCUGGGAAUGGGCUGUUUUACCCAAUCCUUGGAUUCGCCUCGUGUAUGGCGUUCAUCUACUUGUCAUUCGGUGAUGUUAAGGUCAACCUGAGUCUCGGCAAAGGACCGGAAAUGGAUUUUGUGGAGAGGAAUGGAACCAAAUUCAUGGUGAAUGGAAAACCCUUUUACAUUAAUGGGUGGAAUUCUUACUGGUUGAUGGAUCACGCCGUGAAUGAUUAUAGCAGAAGUCGGGUCGGGGCAAUGCUUCAAGCCGGAUCCAAAAUGGGUCUCACCGUUUGUCGGACUUGGGCCUUUAAUGAUGGCACUUACAAUGCCCUCCAGGUUUCCCCUGGUGUCUUCAACGAGCGAGUUUUCCAGGCAUUGGAUUAUGUCAUCGCAGAAGCGCGACGGCAUGGUAUCAGGCUGCUUCUUAGCUUAGUAAAUAACUUGCAAGCAUAUGGUGGGAAGACUCAGUAUGUCAAGUGGGCAUGGGAAGAAGGCCUUGCUUUAAGCGCUUCCAAUGAUUCCUUCUUCUUUGAUCCAUCUAUCCGCGACUAUUUCAAGAAUUACGUCAAGACUAUCCUGACAAGAAAGAAUACCAUCACCGGCGUUAGAUACAAAGAUGAUUCGACCAUAUUUGGAUGGGAGUUGAUCAACGAACCUCGUUGCAUCACAGAUGCUUCAGGCGACACUCUUCAAGAUUGGCUGGAAGAAAUGUCUGCGUUUGUGAAAUCAAUAGACAAGCGUCAUCUACUGACUAUUGGUCUAGAAGGAUUUUAUGGUCCAAAAAGCCCUAAAAGGUUGACCGUGAACCCUGAAGAGUGGGCCUCCCGUCUAGGAGCGGAUUUUAUCCGUAACUCCCAGAUUCCGUACAUUGACUUUGCAUCGGUUCACAUAUAUCCUGACCAUUGGUUUCAUGGUCUAGCAUUUGAAGACAAUCUGAAAUAUCUCUCCAAGUGGGUGCGGUCUCACAUUGAAGAUGGUGACAAAGAGCUGAUGAAGCCAGUCAUGUUCACCGAAUUUGGACUGUCAAACCUCAACAAGGACUUCGAACCAUCUCAGCGAGACAAAUAUUACAUAACCAUUUACGACUUAAUUUACAAAUCUGCAAAGAAAGGCGGGGCAGGUGCUGGCGCUUUCAUCUGGCAGUUUCUGGUUGAAGGAAUGGAAGAGUACAACGAUGAUUUUGGAAUGAUCCCAUGGGAAAACCCUUCAAUUUAUUCGUUGGUGGUGAGACAAUCAUGCAGGUUGGCUAGACUCCAAGGAGUGACUCAACAACAGGGAAAUUUGAAUGCCUUGUGUAUGCAAAGACAGUGAUUUUCCGACCCCAGGGGGGGAAAAAAAGUUAUUGUUUUAAUUUUUUCUUUUGGUGGUAAUAUGUUUCAUUGGUAUGGCUUUUUAUGGUGUUGAGAGUUCACUUAUUUUGUUUAA
Morus notabilis is the source of this 1596-nucleotide messenger RNA. Its product is annotated as mannan endo-1,4-beta-mannosidase 2. The coding region runs from base 40 to 1482 and encodes 480 amino acids. The transcript is spliced from 6 exons. Lineage: Eukaryota; Viridiplantae; Streptophyta; Magnoliopsida; Rosales; Moraceae. Gene Ontology annotation, molecular function: hydrolase activity, hydrolyzing O-glycosyl compounds. The record is from RefSeq and is a predicted model, not a curated record.